AGCUAAAAGCCUAAAACGUAGGCUAAAACAGAACAUGAUUCAACAAGAUAAUAUAGAUAACAUAGCAGAAACUUCAAAAGACAAAACAAUACAGUUUAUUUCUUUGAGAGAAAAGCUUGAAUCUUUUAACAAAAGCAUCAUCAUCAUACAGAUCAAACACAGCAGCAGCCAAAAAGGCUCAAACUUUCGUAUCAAUUCCACAAAAAGACUCAGACUUUCAAUCUUACCCCCACUCAACAUUGAGAGACUCGUAAUCCCAAUACUCUUUGGGACGGAUCAUGUUCACGUCGGUGUAGACACACGAGCCUUCGACAUCACGGUGGGAAGAGAUAUCUCGUCGAGUGGAUAUGGAUUGAGAUGAGGAUCGAAGCUGCUUCCUUUGGUGACGACGGUCGAAGGUGAGGUAGGAGAAACCGACUGAUCAGUCGGGAAAGAAAUGAGAGAGAGGAGAAAACUUCCAUGUCUGAUGCGUGUCCAUAAGCAACGCUGCUUCUGCCUCCUAAUUAAGCCACGGUGCUUCAAAUAAAAGAAAGUGAUUUGGAAAAAAACAAAACCAAACUUAGUUAGUAAGAAGUACUUUCCACUAUUAUCUUCCUUCACCACCAACUUCAUUUCACAAUAAUAAUGUUCAAUAACACCACCACCUCCGGCGCCGGAGCCGUCGUCCCUACUCCCUCUUCUACAGUUCCCACCACCUUCUUCCCCGGCACCACCAUCACUACAAAUUCCACCUUCAUCAUCUUCGGACCUCCUCCACCGUUCCCGGCACCUCCUCGGAGCAUCAACCUCACUCCUCUCAUACUAAUCUUCGCCGUCAUAGCAAUCAUCGCCGUUCCCACUUUAGUAUACGCUCUUUUCCCAUGUUCUUCUCGCCGCCGCAGAUCCUCUUCCUCCCGCCGUACCAGUUUCUCCGACGAUCACGUCACGGUGGAUAUCACAUCGCCGAACAUGCCCGAGAGAGGCGCCUCAACCGCCGCCGCGCCUGAUUCGGGCGUGAAAUUCAAGAAAGAUACUCAUUCCAAGGAGAUCGGGAACGAGUGCACCGUGUGUCUGUCUGUGUUCGCCGACGGCGAAGAGAUCCGGCGACUGAGCGCGUGUCAGCACGCGUUCCACGCGUCUUGUAUUGAGACGUGGCUCAAAGAUCAUCCCAACUGUCCAAUUUGCCGAGCAGACGUCGCCGUUAAACAGACAGAAGCCAACGUUAACGUUAACGUGAAUAGCAGCGGUGGCGGUAACCGCCGAGUUCCAUCUUCUAGUUUAGUUUGAUUUUUCUUAUUUUUUUUUGUAAUUUAUUUAUCGAUUUUGUAAUCUGUGAAAUGAUUUUGAAGUAUUUAUUGUGGCUGUUAGCAAAUUAUGUUGUGCUCGUUAA
Messenger RNA from Raphanus sativus (radish), 1369 nucleotides. Its product is annotated as RING-H2 finger protein ATL33. The transcript has 2 exons. Gene Ontology annotation, biological process: protein ubiquitination. The record is from RefSeq and is a predicted model, not a curated record. Bases 625 to 1266 code for a protein of 213 amino acids. Lineage: Eukaryota; Viridiplantae; Streptophyta; Magnoliopsida; Brassicales; Brassicaceae.